CGAUUUAUUUUCGAAAUCUGUUAGUAAUAAAAUUCAAUAAAACUGGCUUUGGGUUUUGUACCACGGCACCAAUAAAAAGAAAAAGAAUUAAUUGGCGAAAUAAUCGAUGAUGAUUGAUUCGUUGAUGAAGACAGAGUUCGUUGCGGGCCGUGUUGUUUAGCUCUCAUACCCCCGCGUGAAGCUUUCGUCAUCAUCGUCAUAAAAGUCCCCUCUCCCUACACGCUAUCUCAUCUCCCAUCUCUCUCUCUCUCUCUCUCCUCUAAUCUGGAGAUUUGUUCCAUUCCUCCAUCGAAAUCCCCAAAUCUUGCUUCCUAGAGGAGGAAACUUUUCUUUUUUUUGCGCGUGUCCCAUUCUCUUCUCCAUAGUUCUCUCGUUAAAGUCAAAAAAAAAAGAUGGAGGUCAAGUUGUGGAACGAUAAGCGCGAGAGAGAAAUGUACGAGAACUUCGCCGAGCUCUACGCCAUCAUCAAAGCCACCGAGAAGCUCGAGAAGGCUUACAUCCGCGACCUCAUCUCCCCUUCCGACUACGAGACCGAGUGCCAGAAGCUCAUCGUCCACUUCAAGACUCUCUCCGCAACGCUCAGGGACCUGGUGCCUAGCAUCGAGAGGUUCGCCGAGACGUACAAGAUGGACUGCUCCGCUGCUGUGUACCGGCUCGUGACCUCUGGUGUUCCGGCUACUGUGGAGCACCGAGCUGCUGCGAUGGCUUCUACUUCCAGCUCUGCUUCCGUUGUCGCCGAGUGUGUUCAGAACUUCAUCACUUCGAUGGAUUCUCUGAAGCUCAACAUGGUGGCGGUUGAUCAGGUGUAUCCGUUGCUGUCUGAUCUCUCUGCUUCGCUUCAGAAACUUAGCAUUUUGCCGCCGGAUUUUGAAGGGAAGAUUAAGAUGAAAGAGUGGCUUUCGAGGUUGUCUAAGAUGGGAGCUUCCGAUGAGCUCACUGAGCAGCAGGCUAGGCAGCUUCACUUUGAUCUCGAGUCUUCUUAUAACUCCUUCAUGGCUGCUUUGCCUAACGCUGGUAACUAACCCAAUGUGAUGAUGGUUGUGCUUGGUUACUUUUGUUUAGUUACUACUUUGGCUUUAGGAUAAUGAUUUUGGUUUUCAAGACUGUUUGCUGCUGCUACACACCCUGGAGAUGAAUGUUGUGUAAGACCUUUCUUUUCUUGUGUAAAAGAUCAUGCCAAACCAGAGCAUUGAUUUCUUUCUGAAUUGUAUGAAUCUAAACUCUACUUUGUUGCUCUUUUGGCUCUUUCUUGUUAAAAUGUUUGUUGUGUCUUUA
This is a messenger RNA of Raphanus sativus (radish), 1275 nucleotides long. Its product is annotated as vacuolar protein sorting-associated protein 28 homolog 1. Lineage: Eukaryota; Viridiplantae; Streptophyta; Magnoliopsida; Brassicales; Brassicaceae. Gene Ontology annotation, biological process: protein transport to vacuole involved in ubiquitin-dependent protein catabolic process via the multivesicular body sorting pathway. The record is from RefSeq and is a predicted model, not a curated record. The coding region runs from base 393 to 1022 and encodes 209 amino acids. Gene Ontology annotation, molecular function: protein-containing complex binding. The transcript is spliced from 2 exons. Gene Ontology annotation, cellular component: ESCRT I complex.